CAUGAUGGGACCGAUAAACCUUAUUUGCACAUAGUCACGUUCUUCAUUUUCCCUUUUGGAAUCAUUAAUUUAGUACUGUGCAAUAUCUCAUUCAACUGAAUCACCUAUUAUUUGAAUUAUGUUAUGGCUUUACUGAAGUUUGGAAGAACGCAAGACAUCUCUUUGACAGUAGAAAAAUCUGAAAAGUUGGAUUUUAAUGUUUCACCAAGUGUUCAUAACUUCCUCUCUUUAUCACCAACUGCAUCAACUAGAGGUAAAUAUAAACGAACAAAAAAGCUGAAGAACCAGUCUUCAUGUACCACUGAUCCACACCCAACUUCUAUGAUGGCAAAAGAAAAGAAAUAUUCAAAUCGUACAAGUGGACUAACUCCAAGUGCCAAACGUUUGCACAUGAGCUGUUCUGCGUCAGCUUCACCCAUAAAGUCAGUAAUAAUCCAUAAACGUCCAACACGAUCCCAGUCAAGUAGCCCUUGCGGAAAACUUAGAACUCAUUCCUUGGGUAAUAACUCAUAUGAUGUUUGUUCUGUUCGUCUACACAAAUCGACUGACAAUGAAUGCAUUUUAUCGGACUCAUCAUCCAUUGUACCCAGUCCAAACAUAUUUUCGAAUGGGAUUUUUGACUUCACAAUGUGUGAUCAAUGUUCUGAUUUACGAUCUCAAUCAUUAGAUUCUUGGAUGGAUCAUUUAGGUGAAUUACAUCCUAUACCAGUUCAUUGGCCAAGUUCACGUGCUGAUCGUCUUAGUGAAAAAGAAAAAAAAUAUCCUUAUACCGCAGUUGUUGGCUCUAACAAAAAACGUAAAGCAUCUGCGAUUCCUCGACCGCUAAAUAGUUUUAUGAUCUUCGCCCAAUACCUUCGAAGAAUCAUACUGCACUGGUUCCCCGAUGCACCUAAUGUACACAUAAGUCAACGAGUGGGACAACUAUGGAAAAAACUAGAUUUGAAAAUGCGUGGUAAAUACAUAGAUGAAGCUUUUCGCUUGCAACAGUUACAUGCCAUAGAAUUUCCUGACUAUAAGUAUAAACCUAAAAAACGUGCACGUAAUGUAAAUAGCGAUGACAACAAAAUUGAAGCUGAUGAAUGUAUUCCCAAGUCAGAAAUUGUCGUACAAAUUACAUCGAAAUCGAUUACGCCUAAUAACAACAAUAAUUCUAAAAUGAACUGUGAGAAUGUUGCAUUUCCCGUUGAUCAAAAUUUUUCCACUCGCUUGAACAAUCAAAAUAUUGAUGAAAAUCAUGCUCAAAGCCAAACGCCAAUGAUAAUUGAACAAAACCGAACAUCUGUUGUUAACUCUAUCAAUUGCUGCAGAAAUUACUUACAACCAAAUCCACAGGUAAAUAAUAAAUUGAACAUGGAAUUAUCCCAACCAGUAAAAGUAGAUUAUAAUUUUUCCCAUGCGACACGUGUUAGCAAUCCAUAUGACAAAAGAGUGUUCAUAUCCCCUGCCAUAAAUGACAACUAUAUUUCUAAGGAAAAUAAAGAAGUCGACGAAACAAUGGCAUUAUUAGUUACUGAUAGUGGGGACAUCGAACAUGUAACUUAUCAAUUGCAUAAAAUCAUACCAUGUCAAACUAUUGACGGAAUAACUGAAUCCCUGAUAUCACCAUCGUCACUAAACCAGGGAAAUCAAAUCAAGGAAAUUCGAAUUUUGAAUAUACAGUCACCAACUGUUCAACAACUUGUAAAUGAACAACCAAUGAUAUAUCGUACUUUCCUGUGUGAACCUCCCAAAGCGACUUUUAUUAGGCAGUCUACAGUAAUCCCAAUUAAAACAAAUUCCUCAAUGCUAAAUGGCAUGCUGCUGGAUACUAAUAUGAAUAAUUUAAGUUUUCAGCCAUUCAUUACACAAACGACUGACAGCACUACAUCAUACUUACCUCCGACUUCCUCUAAAAUUGGAUUUAAUCAUGAUAAAGUAAAUUCUAAUCCUUUGUCGGAAAUCAAACUAGGAAAUAUUGAAUCUCAAUAUAACAACUUUCCGAGCACCUGUAAUCAUAAUAUAAGUUAUCCAAGAGAAAGACUAAGUACAAAAUAUGUUAGAAAGGACAGUCAGGUGUUAAAUUCUAAACAAGAUAUUAGUGAGGAAAAUAAGUCUGCUACUACUGAUUUAUAUGGUAUUGAUGAGAAAUUUCUCGGUGUGUUAUCCAGUCGUCAUACAAAUACGUCCCUAUUCGUGGAGAACCUAAAGUCAAAGUAUGAAGACGAAAAUGUCGAUACAGCACUCAGUUUUAAUGAUAUUGAAACAUGCAAGUCAGGAACUUCUCUUGACGAACUUGAACAGAUCACUUUAUUUUCUUGUGAUAGUAAUAACGACUUCUUACAAACUAUACACUCUUCGAAUCUACCAACUGAAAACUCCCCAUUAAUUUUACAGUCUGCAAGUAUUAAUAACUGCUCACAAACAAAACUAUCGCCUGAAGACUCAGUCUUACGUACAGAUAACUUCACGCACCCUAACGGCUUGCCAAGUAUUGAAUCAUGGACAUUUGGAACAUCAAAGUCUUUCCAACGAAGUUGA
Schistosoma margrebowiei is the source of this 2517-nucleotide messenger RNA. Lineage: Eukaryota; Metazoa; Platyhelminthes; Trematoda; Strigeidida; Schistosomatidae. The record is from the annotation of a GenBank genome assembly.